GUGUAUAAAAUCCAAGGAAAUAAAAGACACUAAACUAAAACUCAAAUAAAAUCAGGAAAAAGGUUAAAGAUGAUUACUGACUCAGCCACGGUGCCCGGAACUUUAUGUUCAUUUUGCUAGUAAUACUUUGUUGUUAUGGCAUAUUUUUACACUGUGGCACUGCAACUCUGGCUCUUGAAACUGUACCUCCUCCUGUAGACCGUUUCAUACUUUAAGAAGCACCGCCCCCCUCUGGCGGCAUCGAGGAACUGCGCUCUGGCCUGGGUGCGCUUGGUAUGCAGUCACCAUGCCAACCACAGGAAACAGAGGGUAACUGUUACUCCGAACCAACUGGACUGAAGAGAUAACGUUAGCUAGUAAGAGUAUUGUUUUGUUUUACUUGACAGUGACGACAUGGACACGUCUGUGAUUCUACCUGUCGAAGCAGAGGGGUUUGUUCAAAGUCUGGAAACUUUCUCUCUCAAGGAAGUAGGCUCUGAGAGGUGGUUCAGACAGCAUGCGCACAUUGAGAAACUCAACAUGCAGGCGAUACUGAAUGCUUCUGCCGUGCACGAUGAGUUUGUUAUGGAGCUCCUGGUGUCGUAUGGAAAGAUACCUGUUCUGGUCCAUGAAAUGAUCCUUGUCCAAGUUUGGAAGCACAAAGUGUUCCCCAUUUUAUGUCAGCUGGAGGACUUUAAUCCCAAGGACACGUUUCAUCUUUACAUGGUGAUCCACCAUGAAGCCACGAUCAUAAACCUACUUGAAACGAUAAUGUACCACAAGGAUUCAUGUGAGGCGGCUGGUGACUCUGUCCUUGACUUGGUGGAUUACUGCCACCGCAAACUCACCCUGCUGGUCAGCAAAGCGACCAGGGAAGCCGCAACAGCUCAUGACCAACGCAACCCGAAAGGGAAAGCUGUUGCAUCCUCGGCAGACUUGAUGAACGAGUUACAGAUGCAGAGUGCUGCAGGGGAGUUUGAAAUCUCCCAGAAGGCUGUCUCUGUGCUGCGUUUCAUCACUGAUCACACCGAGAGCAUUAGUGUCAUCAAUCGCAUGCUGUGCACCCACAACAUGCCGUGUGUGCUGGUUCAGUUGAUUGACUGCUGUCCUUGGAGUCGCUGUAAAGACGGCGAGGUAGAAAAGUACAUAAAUGGCAGAUGGCAGAAGAUUCCUGUUGAGGACCAUUUAAAGAUGACCAAACUAGACGGUCAGGUCUGGAUUUCCCUUUACAAUCUGCUGCUGAAGGAAGACUGCCAAAGGAAAUAUGACUUCAACAACUUCAACAAGAACCAGCUUCUAAAGCUUCGAGGUUUCAUGACAGAGGUGUUGAUCGAUCAGCUGCCGAACCUGGCGGAGUUGCAGCGUUACCUGGCUCAUCUCACCGUUACAGACCCCGCCCCUCCGAAAAAAGAACUCAUUUUGGAGCAGAUCCCAGAAAUAUGGAACCACAUUGUGAGAGAGAAUUCUGGGAAGUGGAAGGCAAUAGCAAAGUAUCAAGUCAAAGAAACUUUCAGCCCAUCUGAAAGUGAACUGAAGCUGCUGGCAGAGAGGUUGUACCAGGUGUACAAUUUUGAUGUGAUGGAGAGUUUACUCCCUGAGAAGCCAAAGUGUGGAUCCUGUGGGAAAGAGGCAGCAAAGAGAUGCUCUCGGUGUCAGGGAGAAUGGUACUGUCACAGAGAAUGUCAGGUGAAGCACUGGUCUAAACACAAGAGAGCCUGUCAGCUCACAACUGAGGUCACAGGGAAGAUCCAGAGAGACCUGCACGUCAACAGCUGACAAAGAGAGCCUGAAGCACAUGCAAGGACCGGUGGUGGAUGGGAAAAGAUGGGAGAAACAGAUCUGCAGGUGCACAAUGCAAACUUGGAUUUUAAAUCUUUCUGUUAGUGAGGUAAAGUUUAUGCCCAGUUACAGAAUUUAGUUGUUUCCUUUUUGUUUUGAACACUGUUGUUUGUUUAUGAUAAGCUUAUGUCAUAUCGUUUUAACAAAUCAUUUGUCUAUCUGAAGAAAGUUCUUCCCUCUCUGUCAAGACUUAUACUGUUAUUUUGAUUUACAAAUUAAAUGCUUUUAACAACUCUC
Messenger RNA from Anarrhichthys ocellatus (wolf-eel), 2055 nucleotides. It is a transcript of the gene zmynd10, whose product is annotated as zinc finger, MYND-type containing 10. The record is from RefSeq and is a predicted model, not a curated record. Gene Ontology annotation, biological process: outer dynein arm assembly; motile cilium assembly; inner dynein arm assembly. Lineage: Eukaryota; Metazoa; Chordata; Actinopteri; Perciformes; Anarhichadidae. The transcript is spliced from 11 exons. Bases 394 to 1755 code for a protein of 453 amino acids. Gene Ontology annotation, cellular component: cytoplasm; centriolar satellite.